Penicillium odoratum is the source of this 1944-nucleotide messenger RNA. RefSeq lists its product as uncharacterized. The record is from RefSeq and is a predicted model, not a curated record. NCBI's taxonomy places the organism in Eukaryota, Fungi, Ascomycota, Eurotiomycetes, Eurotiales, Aspergillaceae. The transcript is spliced from 4 exons. The coding region runs from base 1 to 1944 and encodes 647 amino acids.
AUGUUUCCGACAUGGUCUGUGCAGUGGCUUCUGUCAUUCACGACAUUCAACCUUAUCACACCUACACGGGCUACCUCACGUAGCAUCACUCCGAAUGGGUGGUUGAAAACGGAACUUGAGACCUCUGCUGCAGGUCUCGGUGGCCAUUUGUACGAUUUUUAUCGCUUUGUUGCCAAUUCAUCCUGGAUCGGUGGAGAUCAGGAAUACAGUGACUUGAACGAGGCGUUACCAUAUUGGGUGAAUGCCCUUGUACCACUUGCGUAUACGACGCAGGAUGAUCGACUGAAAGCACAGGUCCACGAUAUUGUGGAUAAUGUGCUCGGUCGGAUUCAAUCUGAUGGAUGGAUUGGUCCCGUAACCCUGGAAAGUCGGGAGCGAAUGAUCUGGGCGAGGACGUUACUAUUCCUUGGCUUGACAAACCUUGCUGAUGCGAACUCGACUUACGAGGCCCCUAUUGCUGAUGCGCUGCUUCGAUUCAAUGGACUUAUGAAUACCAUGUUGAAGGAUAAUGGGACGGGGAUGAUUUGGCACGAGGGUGAUAAGCCUAAUACUGAUGAUUUCUUGUGGUUCCGUGCUCGAGCUGAGGAUAUGAUGGUUAGCGUGCAGUGGCUUCUUGAUUAUCACCCUCAGAAUGAGACAGAAAUUCUGAAGGAGAAUCUUGAGAUGCUUCAUCAGUAUGCAUAUAAGUGGGAGGGAUGGUAUACCGAGGGCAGUUAUAUCAAGGAAGACUUCUAUGAUCUUCCACAGUCUGUGACGGAUGACUUGUGGCAAUUUUUGCAUGGAGUGACUAUUGCUGAAGUCGACUGGACAUUCCAAUACCAUGGAGCUCCAAGUGGCACCAUUCUUGCGGAUGAGCGAAUCGAUGGACUAAACCCGUACUACGGAUCGGAACUUUGCACACAUGUCGAGACCAUGUAUUCUCUCGCAUACAACUACUUUGCGAUCGGUGAUCCAGACUACGCAGAUCGUGCCGAGUUAACGGCAUACAAUGCUCUCCCUGCUGCCCUGAUGGGAGAUUGGUGGAGUCACCAGUACAUGACUGAGCCUAACCAGCCAUUCUCCAAGAAUCUCUCCGCCACGCCGUUUUACGACGACAACUCUCUGGCAAAUACAUUUGGCCUUGAACCAAACUACCCCUGCUGCACUGUGAAUCACCCACAAGGAUACCCAAAGUUCGUUCUUCAUUCCUACGUGAAGAAGGGGACAUCGGGUCUCGUACACGCCCUCCUCAGUCCAGGCAGGGUCCAGACAGAGAUCGACGGGAAGAAAGUAUCCGUCAAUUGCGAGACGGAUUACCCAUUCUCGAAUACCCUCUCCUACACCAUCGAUUCCGAUUCAAGCUUCGACUUCUACCUCCGAGUUCCAAACUGGUCGACAGGCGUAUCAACCCUGGGUCUGGAAACACCACCUACAGACCCAACCACCGGACUAAUGCAGUUCAACAUCCCAUCUGGAACGACAAAAUUCACCUACACGCUUUGCAUGGAAAUGAAGAUAACCCCUCGCGCUAACGACACCGUUUCAGUCUACAGAGGUCCACUUCUCUACGCUCUAUACAUCAAACCCGACAUCUCGUCCAGUCCCCCGAAAUUCUAUAACACUCAAUCGGAGUACCCAGCAGGCACAUACCCUCCCCAAGCACAAGAUCACGUGCUUCUCAAUACAACAGAGUGGAAUGUAGCGAUUGACCCGACGACAUUGGAAUAUCAUCCUGGCUCGAGUCCGCUUCCUGAACCUGCUUUCCAGGAUGGUGCGCUGCCUAUGUAUAUGACGGCGAAGGGGUGUUUGAUCGAUUGGCCCAUGUUCCGUGGUGCUGUUCCUGGAUCACCUAUUCCGAAGGAGGAUCGGGUUUGUUUGGGUAAUGCGUUUAAUGUCACGUUACGGCCUUAUGGGAGUGCGAAGUUGCAUAUGUCGGAGAUACCUAUGAUAGAUCUUUCUGAAUGA